Messenger RNA from Lytechinus variegatus (green sea urchin), 1466 nucleotides. Its product is annotated as calcium-activated chloride channel regulator 4A-like. The record is from RefSeq and is a predicted model, not a curated record. The coding region runs from base 28 to 1326 and encodes 432 amino acids. The transcript has 6 exons. NCBI's taxonomy places the organism in Eukaryota, Metazoa, Echinodermata, Echinoidea, Temnopleuroida, Toxopneustidae.
UCUGCUAAGAUCGAGACCACCACGAUCAUGAUCGAUGCUGCUCUAGGAUUGGAUACUAUCAUGACAUUCACAUGGGCGGCUAAUCCCAUCAUCUUCACUGAAUUGACAGGACCAGACGGAACCAGUUUGGACAGCAACGAUCCAGAAUAUAAUAUGAAUACGAGCUCGAAAAUUACAACCUUCACCAUCGGAGAUGCUGAGCCUGGCUUGUGGGACAUUGAAAUCAGUAACCCAGACUUUAACAGUUUUGCAGAAGAAGUUAGUAUGAACGUAAUCUCCAAACCUCGUUCGCGAAAUGUUUAUCCGCCGGUUGUCAAUAGUUUCUUUGGAGCAAAGAUUGUAAACUACACUUCAUUUCCCCUGGUCGAGGUCUAUGCCUAUGUCCAUACCAACUACCAACCGGUGAUCGAUGCGACGGUGAUUGCUACAGUAGAGAGUACAAUAUCAGGGAAUAUGACAACCAUCCCACUCCGGGAUAAUGGACUAGGAGCUGAUUUGAUCACUGGUGACGGUAUUUACUCGGCUUAUUUCCUGGACUUCUCUUCAAAUGGACGUUAUGGCGUUAGGGUAGAUGUAAACGGAAAAACAACAUCUUCAUCAAAUGUUGGUCUGAGAUCGAAACGAGAUAAAGCAACGUUUCAAGGCUUCCAGCGUACAACUACGGCGGGUGUCUUCCAAGUCGAAAACUACUCCCCGGGUCUUAAUGUUGACAUCUUGGCCCCAUCUAAGAUCGCUGACAUUACGAGCGUUGAGAGAACCUACGAUGAGAAUAGAAAUGUAACAUUGGUAUGGACAGCUGUAGGGGAUGAUUUGGACCAAGGAACUGCUGCCUCUUACGAGCUCCAUUUCUCAGAUAACUUUACCCAACUCCGAACCAAUUUUACCUCUACUUCUGCCAUUACCGAUAUAGAUCUCAUAGUCGGUAACCUCUCUCAAGUCGCUUCUUCUGGAAAUAUUGAAUCCAUCUCGUUUCUUCUGCCGGAUGAAGACUCAGAUGCUAUCUUUUAUUUUAUAAUAAGAGCCUGGGAUGAGGCUGGCAACGCGGGUCCUUUAUCGAAUAUAGUAUCCGUCUCAAGGCGCCGUGUACCUCCGACCAGCAUGGUGCCGACUUCCAAAUCAUCCAUGGCGCCGACUUCCAAAUCACCAGCAAGAUUAGAGUUAUAUAUCAUAUUUAUCAUUGUAAUUUCCUGUAUCGUGUUCUUGGCUUUACUCACUUCUUCCAUCGUCAUUACUGUAAUUUGUAGACGUCGCAACCCCAGGAAGCCAUCUGAAACGAAUGAUACUGCUCAUAUCAAUUAUGUUUAUGAAAAUCCAGAAAAAUUUUGAAAUUAAGUGAGUCAUUUAUUCGCCCGACGUCCAAUUUAAGCAUAUAUCUAAGUUUUGAUGAUGCAGAUUUGAAUACAAGAAGAAUUCUGUACAUUAACGAUAAAAUUUCAAACACUAAUCACCAUAACUAUAACAUGUGU